AUGCAUACUGUUGCAUCUCCUUCCUUGUCAUUAUCUGUUGUGAUUAUUUUAUUUCCCUAUGUUCUAGAACCUCCCACCACCCCUGCCCCCACAACCUCCGCCCCCACCUCCUCCCCUGGAGAGUGUAUGGUGGACAGUGACUGCGGUGACCGGGCCUCUUGUCAAAACGGGCCCUUUGGUACCACCUGUAUCUGCAACGAUGGUUUCUCGGGAGAUGGACAAACAUGUCCUGAUAUCGACGAGUGUACAGCUGGGACGGACGAGUGUGGUGAUGACUCUACCUGUCUCAACACUCUGGGUACUUACUUGUGUCGAUGUAACACAGGCUUCAGAAGAGGGAGUUCGAGAUUUGAGUGUGAAGACAAAAAUGAAUGUGUUGCCUACCCAACUAUAUGUGGCUCACAGAGGCAAUGUGUCAACACUCCUGGUAGCUACCAAUGUGUUCGAGAUGAGGCCAUCCCUUGUAGCAGAAGUAGUUUGAAGUCAAGAAAGAGCAAGAAGAGGAAGGGUGCGAACAGAGAUCAGAAUGACGAGAGUUCAGAGUCCACCAGUACAAGUAGUUCAAGUAGUUCAAGCUCAAGUUCUUCAUCCAGUAGUUCAAGCAGUUCAAGUUCACGUUCACGUUCUUCAUCCAGUAGAAGUGGUUCAAGUAUAGUUCUAGUUAACUAUACAGACUGACAAUUACUGCACCAAUUGUGCAUGUGCAU
Molecule: messenger RNA, 707 nt
Organism: Halichondria panicea
Lineage: Eukaryota; Metazoa; Porifera; Demospongiae; Suberitida; Halichondriidae
Product: uromodulin-like
Exons: 5
Coding region: 1-678 (225 amino acids)
Molecular function (GO): calcium ion binding
Source: RefSeq, a predicted model, not a curated record